Stylophora pistillata is the source of this 741-nucleotide messenger RNA. RefSeq names its product cation-efflux pump FieF-like. The record is from RefSeq and is a predicted model, not a curated record. NCBI's taxonomy places the organism in Eukaryota, Metazoa, Cnidaria, Anthozoa, Scleractinia, Pocilloporidae.
AUGAUUAACUUGUUUGCUGUUCGACAAGCUCAACAACCUGCAGACAAAGAACAUCGGUUUGGGUAUGGAAAAGCUGAAGCUGUUGCCGCUUUAGGGCAAUCUGUUUUUGUCGCAGGCUCUGCUGUAUGGCUCCUUUGGGAAGUCACAAAUAGAUUUUUGGCGCCUCAACCUGUUCAGGAAUCAGGAAUUGGUGUUUGGGUCAUGAUUUUGUCUGUUGUGCUUACAGCCCUUUUAAUUACCUUUCAAAAUCAUGUUGUGAAAAAAACGCGAUCCACAGCAAUUAAGGCUGAUUCCAUUCAUUAUCGUAGCGACCUUCUUAUUAACCUUGGCGUGUUGGGAGCAUUAAUCGCCUAUCAGUAUACAGGUUUACUUUGGGUAGACCCCCUCGUUGGAGGUACUAUAGCUUUUUAUAUUUUAUGGACAGCCGUUCAAAUUGUUCGUGAAACAUUAAGUGUUCUUAUGGACAGAGAAUUAGGCGAUGAAAUACGUCAUAAGAUUAAGGAUAUUGUAUUAACACACCCUCAAGCAAAAGGGCUGCACGAUUUGCGCACUCGAAAUGGAGGCACGCAUAUUUUUAUUCAGCUGCAUUUAGAAUUAGAUGGAGAUCUUACAUUAAGAAAAUCCCAUGAUAUCGCUGAUGAGGUCACGAAAAGCCUUAUAAAAGCUUUCCCUAUGGCAGAUAUUUUGAUCCACAAAGACCCUGAAGGUAUAGAAGAAAAAAGAGAUCCUUUUCCGAUCUAA